Molecule: messenger RNA, 1885 nt
Organism: Pimephales promelas (fathead minnow)
Lineage: Eukaryota; Metazoa; Chordata; Actinopteri; Cypriniformes; Leuciscidae
Gene: bkgd
Product: beta-keto-L-gulonate decarboxylase
Cellular component (GO): nucleus
Molecular function (GO): hydrolase activity, acting on ester bonds; zinc ion binding
Source: RefSeq, a predicted model, not a curated record
ACGCAUCGUUUACUGAAAUCACGGGACCUUGGCAGUUUGAAACACUAUUGAGAGAUUAAUACUCAUUGAACACCAAGACAGAUGGCAAACACAAGCAAGACCGAGAAGUUCCAACUGCAUGUUCCGAAUCUCGAGGAGUUAUGUCAGGUGCUGGAAACCGGACUGAAUAAUAAUUUUUCUGAUGUAAAAGUGUCUGUUGCCGACUGUCCAGAUCUUACGCAAGAGCCUUUCAAGUUUCCUGUCAAGGGUAUUUGUGGCAAACCACGUAUUACUGAUGUGGGAGGUGUACCCUAUUUGAUUCCUCUGGUCCAACUGGACAAGGUUUACAACAUGAACCUUGUGUCCAAGGAGGUGGAGCUGCCUGGUGCAUUUAUUCUUGGGGCUGGUGCUGUCUCCUCCAAGACAGUUGGGAUAAAUGGAGAGUUAAUGCCUCUGGUGCUGACUGAAGCUGAGGGGAGACCUGCGGUGAAUGGGAGUUAUUUUUCCUCUGUCAACCCAGUGGAUGGAAAAUGUCUGCAGGAAAAGUAUAGUGACAGGUUUCAUGACUGUGACUUUGGCCUCCUUGCAAACCUUUAUGCAUGUGAGGGCAAACCUGGAAAGGUCAUUGUGGUGAGAGCCUGCAGAAGGACUGGAGAGGACAGUCUUGUGAGCUGCAUGAGAAAGACCAUGGAAGAACAUUAUGGGGAGAAGAGUGUGGCCCUGGGGGGAACUUUUGUCAUACAAAAGGGGAAGGCAAAGAUCCAUAUCAUGCCAUGUGAAUUCUCUACCUGCCCUCUAAACACCAAUAAGGACGUCGAUAACUGGCUUAAGCAUUUUGAAGUCAGUGCACCACUGAUCUUUCAAACUGUCAUGGUGUCCAGAGACCCAGGUCUUGACCUGAGAGUAGAGCAUACCCAUGGCUUCAGUCACCAUGGUGAGGGGGGCCAUUACUACACAGAUACCACUCCAAACACAGUGGAGUACCUGGGAUACUUCCUCCCUGCUGAACUCCUAUACCGAAUCGACCGACCCACAGAGACGCACAAUGUGGGCCGAGAUUAAACUGUUGACAGUUCUGAUUUUUUUUAUGCUGUAAAAGCAUUUAAAAUUCAAAUAAUUUAUUUGCUUUUUUAGUCAGACCACUUUAUAUUGAUGAAUAAUAAAAUAAAUAUAAUAAGUCUUGAAAUUAUAAUUAUAUAAGUAUUGACCACGAUUCACAAUCCAGUCAAUCUAUAAAUCAAUCUCUACAUUUUGUACUUGCUAUUCAAGCAAUUCAUUUCAAUUAGCUAAAUUAUUACUUUCAUUUCAGAGGGAAAUUAGCCUAUUAUAAUAUUUCCUAAUCUGAAUUUUGACACUAUACAUUACCUUUUUGCUAGUGACAGACCUAGUUUAUCCUUAUUUUCUUGUACUGUAGCCAAGCACAAAUUAAAAUUCCUUUUGAUCAAUAAAGUGAGAACCUGGUGAGGUAUUCCAGAAAAUGCUUUUAUGUAAAAUAAAGAAAACAAACAGGAUAGGAUUUCUGCCCUCUUGGUCUUCAUAAAAUGAAGCGUGUCACAGAAAGGAACCAAAACUCUGUAGGCUACUUGCCUCAGUCACGAUUAGAAUAAUGUAUAUAGAAAGCUUGAGGGAACAAAUAUUCUCUGAUUAUGUAAUCCAAAUGAAACCAAUGAGAGGGACAUCUGCUCAAACUUAUGUUUUUAAUGUUACAUGAGUGCAUUCCAAUGAGGAAAGGACAAGGCAUUAGAGUGAAAAUCUUGCUCUAUUUAAAUGUAUAUCGCUCUGAAUUAACAUGUAUAAAUGUAUUUUAAAAUUAUUUGUCAAAAUGUUCAGACAUUGUUUCAUUAAAGUUUAUAAUUAGUCUAUAAAAGAAUAUAAGCUGAAAAUAUGUAUUAAAUUUUAAAAAACA